Acaulospora colombiana is the source of this 417-nucleotide messenger RNA. NCBI's taxonomy places the organism in Eukaryota, Fungi, Glomeromycota, Glomeromycetes, Diversisporales, Acaulosporaceae. The record is from the annotation of a GenBank genome assembly.
AUGUCGACGACACGACCCAGAAACGAAACCAAUGGAUCUCUUGUAGUUAAUGAUAUGCCAUCAUUCUGGAGAGCCGUCGAUCAAGUCGAGGCUAGUCUACGAACCUUCAAGGAGAAUGUCGCAAACAUAUCAUCCAUGCAAAGUCGACUUCUUAAUAGUGUAGGGAAUUCAAACAUUGAGCAAAGACUCGAUGCUUUGAGUGCUGAGACGAAGACGCUUUCCCAUACACUGAGGAACCAAAUCAAACAAUUGGAGGCUACUGGUAGUCAGACCGAGCAAGGGAUCAGAAGGACCAAGAGAUUAAGUAGCACCUCCCUUCGUUUGAACCUGCAAUUGACCUAUUCGAAAGGCAGAGUUGUUAAAGAAUCAGUUCCUCCAAGCACUGCAGGAGUACCAAACCGCGGAGCAGAAGCAUAG